AGUUAGGCGAUUAUCGCGUACGGCGAUCGAUUAACGAAAAUCACCGCGUAAACAAAACAUUAAUAUCAAUUAAGCGCGUGCCGGGAGUUUAAUUGGAACGAAGUCGUCUCGAAAUCGCUUAUGACAGGUGAAUCUGAUCGGGGCCUCCGUUAUUAUUGUUUUGAGGUUUUGCGGAAAUCCGUCGCGUAAUUGGGCGUUAAGUGGGUAAUUCGGGAAUAUAUCAGUUUGUGCAUUAAGGUGUUGUUCGAGGGGCUGCUGGAUGUACGCGAAAUAAAUCGGAGUAGGAGCUCUGUUUUCGGUUAGGAAAAAUGUACACUUUUGAUGGACAUGUGUCGGAAUUCGGCGGCGAUCAGGAGUACAAUGGGCGCACCCAUUGUUCGACCAAUACCCGGCAGUUUUCUGUCACCAGCCUGUUGAGAUUGGGACACAAAAGGAGACAUUCCGGUUCGGAGCCGGAUCUAGAUUCCGCAGAAGAUAUAUCCAACGAGGAUAAGCUGAAGAAGCCGAGACGCAACAGAACCACAUUUACCACGGCUCAAUUAGCGGCGUUAGAGAAAGUUUUCGAGAAAACGCAUUAUCCUGAUGCCUUCGUACGGGAAGAUUUGGCUUCUAAAGUUAGUCUAAGCGAAGCUAGAGUACAAGUAUGGUUUCAAAACCGCCGCGCGAAAUUCCGGAGAAACGAAAGAAGCCUGAACAUCCAGCAAUCGCCGUCCAGUAAAUCCCCGAACAAAACCCCGCCGGUGCCUCUGAAGCCCGACCUGACGGAAAAGGCGCUGUUUCCUUACCAAACCGGCGUUUCUGGUCACGGUGCUUCCCAGGCGCACGCCGAUCUCCAGUACAUCGUGCCUUGGAAAUGCUCCUACACGCAGUACAACCAGCACGAUUUGUACGCGAACAAUUACAAUAAUCUGUCGGGACAAACGUGCGGUUUUUUGACUAAUUCUCAUUUCAAUUACGGGGGUUUGGCCUCCAAUGGGGUGUGCAAUUCGUUGAAUGUGCCUUCGUUAAGAUACAGAUCUCAAGAUUUUAGUUUAUAAUAAUUGGUUAGUCGAUAUUUGUUGUUUAAAUAAAGUGCCUAAUUUUUUUCUUAUACAAGAAGUGCGAAAUUGGUUGUAAUAUGAUCUAAUCUAUGAGUUGAACAAAGAAAGGUGGUUAAUGUAAGAAAGUUGCAAUACCACAAUAUUACCCUUUCUUUUUCCUUUAUAUGA
Phyllotreta striolata is the source of this 1208-nucleotide messenger RNA. Lineage: Eukaryota; Metazoa; Arthropoda; Insecta; Coleoptera; Chrysomelidae. The record is from the annotation of a GenBank genome assembly.